Messenger RNA from Suncus etruscus (white-toothed pygmy shrew), 9556 nucleotides. It is a transcript of the gene TRIO, whose product is annotated as trio Rho guanine nucleotide exchange factor. The record is from RefSeq and is a predicted model, not a curated record. Gene Ontology annotation, molecular function: protein binding; guanyl-nucleotide exchange factor activity; ATP binding. Gene Ontology annotation, cellular component: cytoplasm. Gene Ontology annotation, biological process: protein phosphorylation. Lineage: Eukaryota; Metazoa; Chordata; Mammalia; Eulipotyphla; Soricidae.
GCCGCCGGAGCCAUGAGCAGCGGCAGCGGCAGCAGCGGCGCCGCCGCCCCGGCCUCCUCCGCCUCCUCCGCCUGCGGCUCCGUCUCCACCUCCGCCGCCGCCGCCUCGGGGCCCUCCUCGGGCGCGGCCGGCGCGGUGGGCUUGGGCUCGGGCGACGGGGCCGAGGAGGCGGCCAAGGACCUGGCCGACAUCGCCGCCUUCUUCCGAUCGGGGUUUCGGAAAAACGAUGAAAUGAAAGCGAUGGACGUUUUGCCAAUUUUAAAGGAAAAGGUCGCUUACCUUUCAGGCGGCAGAGACAAGCGCGGUGGCCCCAUACUCACGUUCCCGGCUCGCAGCAACCACGACAGAAUACGGCAGGAGGACCUCAGGAGACUCAUUUCCUACCUAGCCUGUAUCCCCAGUGAGGAGGUGUCCAAGCGCGGUUUUACGGUGAUUGUGGACAUGCGUGGCUCUAAAUGGGACUCCAUCAAGCCGUUGCUCAAGAUCCUACAGGAGUCCUUCCCCGGCUGUAUCCACGUGGCACUCAUCAUCAAACCCGACAACUUCUGGCAGAAGCAGAGGACCAACUUCGGCAGCUCCAAGUUUGAAUUUGAGACAAACAUGGUGUCCCUGGAAGGCCUCACCAAAGUCGUGGACCCAUCCCAGCUCACGCCUGAGUUCGACGGCUGCCUGGAAUACAACCACGAGGAGUGGAUCGAGAUCCGCGUGGCCUUCGAGGACUAUGUGAGCAAUGCCACCCACAUGCUGUCGCGCCUGGAGGAGCUGCAGGACCUGCUGGCUCAGAAGGAGCUCCCACAGGACCUGGACGGGGCACGAGGCAUGAUCGAGGAGCACGCACAGCUCAAGAAGAAAGUGAUCAAGGCGCCCAUCGAGGACCUGGACCUGGAGGGCCAGAAGCUGCUGCAGCGCAUCCAGAGCAGCGACAGCUUCCCACGGAAGAACUCAGGCUCGGGCAACGCCGACCUGCAGGGGCUGCUGCCCCGGGUGUCGGCCAUGCUGGACCGGCUGCACUCCACGCGCCAGCACCUGCACCAGAUGUGGCACCUGCGCAAGCUCAAGCUGGACCAGUGCUUCCAGCUGCGGCUCUUCGAGCAGGACGCUGAGAAGAUGUUUGACUGGAUCACGCACAACAAGGGCCUGUUUCUGAACAGCUACACAGAGAUUGGGACCAGCCAUCCACACGCCAUGGACCUCCAGACCCAACACAACCACUUCGCCAUGAACUGCAUGAAUGUGUAUGUGAACAUCAACCGCAUCAUGUCCGUGGCCGGUCGUCUGGUGGAGUCGGGCCACUAUGCAUCCCAGCAGAUCAAGCAGAUCGCCAGCCAGCUGGAGCAGGAGUGGAAGGCCUUCGCUGCUGCCCUGGACGAGCGCAGUGCCCUGUUGGACAUGUCGUCCAUCUUCCACCAGAAGGCCGAGAAGUACAUGAGUAACGUGGACCCGUGGUGCAAGGCGUGCGGUGAGGUCGACCUGCCCUCGGAGCUGCAGGACCUGGAGGACGCCAUUCACCACCACCAGGGCAUCUACGAGCUUAUCACUGUGGCCUAUGCAGAGGUGAGUCAGGAUGGGAAAUCGCUCCUGGACAAGCUGCAGCGGCCCCUGACCCCUGGCAGCUCCGACUCACUCACAGCCUCUGCCAACUACUCGAAGGCCGUGCACCACGUGCUGGAUGUCAUCCACGAAGUGCUGCACCACCAGCGACAGCUGGAGAACAUCUGGCAGCACCGCAAGGUCCGGCUCCACCAGCGGCUGCAGCUCUGCGUCUUCCAGCAGGAUGUGCAGCAGGUGCUGGACUGGAUCGAGAACCAUGGUGAGGCCUUUCUGAGCAAGCACACGGGCGUGGGCAAGUCACUCCACCGAGCCCGGGCUUUGCAGAAGCGUCAUGAGGACUUUGAAGAAGUGGCGCAGAACACCUACACCAAUGCUGACAAACUGCUGGAGGCGGCCGAGCAGCUGGCACAGACGGGGGAGUGCGAUCCAGAAGAGAUCUACCAGGCAGCCCAUCAGCUUGAGGACCGGAUCCAGGACUUCGUGCGGCGAGUGGAGCAGCGGAAGAUCCUGCUGGACAUGUCGGUGUCCUUCCACACACACGUCAAGGAGCUGUGGACAUGGUUGGAGGAACUGCAGAAGGAGCUGCUGGAUGACGUGUACGCCGAAUCGGUGGAGGCCGUGCAGGACCUCAUCAAGCGCUUCGGGCAGCAGCAGCAGACAACGCUGCAGGUGACAGUGAACGUGAUCAAGGAGGGCGAGGACCUGAUUCAGCAGCUCAGGGACUCUGCUAUCUCCAGCAACAAGACGCCACACAACAGCUCCAUCAGCCACAUCGAGACGGUGCUGCAGCAGCUGGACGAGGCGCAAGCCCAGAUGGAGGAGCUGUUCCAGGAGCGGAAGAUCAAGUUGGAGCUGUUCCUGCAGCUGCGCAUCUUCGAGAGGGAUGCCAUCGAUAUCAUCUCAGACCUGGAGUCCUGGAACGAUGAGCUGUCCCAGCAGAUGAACGACUUCGACACCGAGGACCUCACUAUCGCUGAGCAGCGGCUGCAGCAUCACGCAGACAAGGCACUGACCAUGAACAACCUGACCUUCGAUGUCAUCCACCAGGGCCAGGACCUGCUGCAAUAUGUGAACGAGGUGCAGGCCUCUGGCGUGGAGCUGCUGUGCGACCGUGAUGUGGACAUGGCCACACGGGUGCAGGACCUGCUGGAGUUCCUGCACGAGAAGCAGCAGGAGCUGGACCUGGCGGCCGAGCAGCACCGGAAGCACCUGGAGCAAUGUGUGCAGCUGCGCCACUUGCAGGCCGAGGUCAAGCAGGUAUUGGGCUGGAUCCGCAACGGGGAGUCGAUGCUGAAUGCGGGGCUGAUCACAGCCAGCUCGCUUCAGGAGGCCGAGCAGCUGCAGCGGGAGCACGAGCAGUUCCAGCAUGCCAUUGAGAAGACGCAUCAGAGCGCCCUCCAAGUGCAGCAGAAAGCAGAGGCCAUGCUGCAGGCUGGCCACUACGACAUGGACACCAUCCGAGACUGCGCUGAGAAGGUGGCCUCGCACUGGCAGCAGCUUAUGUUAAAGAUGGAGGAUCGCCUCAAGCUGGUCAAUGCCUCAGUGGCCUUCUACAAGACCUCGGAGCAGGUCUGCAGCGUCCUGGAGAGCCUGGAGCAGGAGUACAAGAGGGAAGAGGACUGGUGUGGGGGUGCCGACAAACUGGGCCCCAACUCCGAGACGGAUCACGUCACCCCCAUGAUCAGCAAGCACCUGGAGCAGAAGGAGGCCUUCCUGAAGGCCUGCACGCUAGCACGGAGGAACGCUGAUGUCUUCCUCAAGUAUCUGCACCGCAACAGCGUCAACAUGCCGGGGAUGGUGACACACGUCAAAGCACCCGAGCAGCAAGUGAAAAAUAUCUUGAAUGAGCUCUUCCAGCGGGAAAACAGGGUUCUGCACUACUGGACCAUGAGGAAGAGGCGGCUAGACCAGUGUCAGCAGUACGUGGUCUUUGAGCGCAGUGCCAAGCAGGCACUGGAGUGGAUCCACGACAAUGGGGAAUUCUACCUGUCCACACACACGUCCACCGGCUCCAGCGUCCAGCACACGCAAGAGCUGCUCAAGGAGCACGAAGAGUUCCAGAUCACCGCAAAGCAAACCAAAGAGCGAGUGAAGCUGCUGAUCCAGCUGGCGGAUGGCUUCUGCGAGAAGGGCCAUGCCCACGCCGCCGAGAUCAAGAAAUGCGUGACGGCCGUGGACAAGCGCUACCGCGACUUCUCGCUUCGCAUGGAGAAGUACCGAACGUCGCUGGAGAAAGCCCUGGGCAUCUCCGACUCCAACAAAUCUAGCAAGAGCCUGCAGCUGGACAUCAUCCCCGCCAGCAUCCCCGGCUCCGAGGUGAAGCUUCGUGACGCUGCUCAUGAGCUGAACGAGGAGAAGCGGAAGUCAGCGCGCCGGAAAGAGUUCAUCAUGGCUGAGCUGAUCCAGACAGAGAAGGCCUACGUCAGGGACCUGCGCGAAUGCAUGGACACGUACCUAUGGGAAAUGACCAGUGGCGUGGAGGAGAUCCCACCUGGCAUCGUCAACAAAGAACUGGUCAUCUUUGGGAACAUGCAAGAGAUCUAUGAGUUCCACCACAACAUCUUUCUCAAGGAGCUGGAGAAAUAUGAACAGCUGCCAGAGGAUGUCGGCCACUGCUUUGUCACCUGGGCAGACAAGUUCCAGAUGUAUGUCACCUACUGCAGGAACAAGCCCGACUCCACCCAGCUGAUCCUGGAGCAUGCUGGCUCGUACUUUGACGAGAUCCAGCAGCGACACGGACUAGCCAAUUCCAUCUCCUCCUACCUUAUCAAGCCCGUCCAGCGAAUCACCAAGUAUCAGCUCCUCUUGAAGGAGCUGCUCACUUGCUGUGAAGAAGGGAAGGGGGAGAUCAAGGACGGGUUGGAGGUGAUGCUCAGCGUGCCCAAGCGGGCCAACGAUGCCAUGCACCUCAGCAUGCUGGAAGGCUUCGAUGAGAAUAUUGAGUCUCAGGGAGAGCUGAUCCUGCAGGAAUCCUUCCAAGUGUGGGACCCCAAAACCUUAAUCCGGAAGGGCCGAGAGCGGCACCUCUUCCUUUUUGAAAUGUCCUUAGUGUUUAGUAAAGAAGUCAAAGACUCCAGUGGGAGAAGCAAGUACCUUUAUAAAAGCAAGUUGUUUACCUCAGAGCUGGGCGUCACAGAGCACGUGGAAGGCGACCCUUGCAAAUUUGCACUGUGGGUGGGGAGGACGCCCACCUCAGACAAUAAAAUCGUCCUGAAGGCCUCCAGCAUCGAGAACAAGCAGGACUGGAUCAAGCACAUCCGGGAGGUGAUCCAGGAGCGGACGGUGCACCUGAAAGGCGCCCUCAAGGAGCCCAUCCACAUCCCCAAGACGGCACCCGCCCCUCGGCAGAAGGGCAGAAGGGAUGGUGAGGACCUGGACAGCCAAGGGGACGGGAGCAGCCAGCCUGACACCAUUUCCAUUGCAUCCCGGACAUCCCAGAACACGCUGGACAGUGACAAGCUCUCAGGUGGCUGCGAGCUGACAGUGGUGAUCCAUGACUUCACGGCCUGCAACAGCACCGAGCUGACCAUCCGCCGAGGCCAGACAGUGGAGGUGCUGGAGCGGCCCCAUGACAAGCCUGACUGGUGCCUAGUGCGUACCACGGACCGUUCGCCCGCUGCCGAGGGCCUGGUGCCCUGUGGCUCCCUGUGCAUCGCCCACUCACGCAGCAGCAUGGAGAUGGAGGGGAUCUUUAACCACAAAGACUCACUCUCCGUGUCCAGCAAUGAUGCCAGCCCACCCGCGUCUGUGGCCUCCCUGCAGCCGCACAUGCUGGGUGCCCAGAGCUCACCGGGCCCCAAGCGUCCUGGAAACACGCUGCGAAAGUGGCUCACCAGCCCAGUGCGGCGGCUGAGCAGCGGCAAGGCUGACGGGCACGUUAAGAAGCUGGCGCACAAGCACAAGAAGAGCCGGGAGGUGCGCAAGAGCGCAGACGCUGGAUCGCAGAAGGACUCGGAUGACAGCGCCGCCACCCCACAGGAUGAGACUGUGGAGGAGAGAGCCCGGAACGAGGGCCUGAGCAGCGGCACGCUGUCCAAGUCGUCAUCCUCAGGCAUGCAGAGCUGCGGAGAAGAGGAGGGCGAGGAAGGCGCUGAUGCCGUGCCACUGCCCCCGCCCAUGGCUAUCCAGCAGCACAGCCUGCUGCAGCCCGACUCGCAGGAUGACAAGGCCUCCUCUCGCCUGUUGGUUCGCCCCACCAGCUCCGAGACUCCGAGCGCUGCAGAGCUGGUCAGUGCCAUCGAGGAGCUGGUGAAGAGCAAAAUGGCACUGGAAGACCGGCCUAGUUCGCUGCUAGUGGACCAAGGUGACAGCAGCCCGUCCUUCAACCCCUCCGACAACUCCCUCCUGUCACCCUCCUCGCCCCUCGAUGAGCUGGAGGAAAGGAAGUGCAGUUCUCUGAAGAGGCGGCGCUAUGUCUUGCAAGAACUAGUGGAGACCGAGCGUGACUACGUGCGGGACCUGGGCUGUGUGGUUGAGGGCUACAUGGCGCUCAUGAAGGAGGACGGGGUCCCCGAUGACAUGAAGGGCAAAGACAAGAUCGUCUUUGGCAACAUCCAGCAGAUCUACGACUGGCACAGGGACUUUUUUUUAGGAGAGUUGGAGAAGUGCCUUGAAGAUCCAGAAAAACUAGGAUCCCUUUUUGUUAAACACGAGAGAAGGUUGCAUAUGUACAUAGUGUAUUGUCAGAACAAACCAAAGUCGGAGCAUAUUGUUUCAGAAUACAUCGAUACCUUUUUCGAGGACUUGAAGCAGCGACUCGGGCACAGGCUGCAACUCACAGAUCUGUUGAUCAAGCCAGUGCAGAGAAUCAUGAAGUACCAGCUGCUCCUGAAGGACUUCCUCAAGUACUCCAAGAAAGCCAGCCUGGACACAUCGGAAUUAGAGCGCGCCGUGGAGGUCAUGUGCGUCGUCCCCAAGCGCUGUAAUGACAUGAUGAGCGUCGGGCGGCUGCAGGGAUUUGAUGGUAAAAUUGUGGCACAGGGCAAGCUACUCUUGCAGGACACAUUCUCAGUCACGGACCAGGACGCCGGCCUCCUGCCCCGCUGCAGAGAGCGGCGGGUGUUCCUGUUCGAGCAGAUCGUCAUCUUCAGCGAGCCGCUUGACAAGAAGAAGGGCUUCUCUAUGCCUGGAUUCCUGUUCAAGAACAGCAUCAAGGUGAGCUGCCUAUGUCUGGAGGAGAACGUGGAGGACGACCCCUGCAAGUUUGCCCUGACGGCGCGGACUGGUGAGGCCGUGGAGACCUUCAUCCUGCACUCGUCCAGCCCCAGCGUCCGGCAGACGUGGAUUCAUGAGAUCAACCAGAUCUUAGAAAACCAGCGCAACUUUUUAAAUGCCUUGACAUCACCCAUCGAGUACCAGAGGAACCACAGCGGAGGCUCCCAGGCUCCAGCCGGAGCAGACCCUCCCGGAUUCCGCAGCCUGUCCGCCACCACUCCCCCGUGCUGGUCUCCUCUGCGGCCCCCAGCCCGGCAGAGGCCGACAAGAUGUCAGAGUGAAAGCAGCAGCAACGGCAUCUCCGCCAUGUUGGUGACGCACGAUUACACGGCAGUGAAGGAGGAUGAGAUUAACGUCUGCCAGGGAGAGGUCGUUCAAGUUCUGGCCAGCAACCAGCAGAACAUGUUCCUGGUGUUCCGCGCCGCCACUGACCAGUGCCCCGCCGCCGAGGGCUGGAUCCCGGGCAUGGUCCUGGGCCACACCAGCGCCGGCAGCAUGGAGAACCCCGAUGGGACCCUCAAGAAGUCAACAUCUUGGCACACAGCACUCCGUUUAAGGAAAAAAUCUGAGAAAAAAGAUAAAGACGGCAAACGGGAAGGCAAGUUAGAGAACGGAUAUCGGAAAUCCCGGGAAGGACUCAGUAACAAGGUAUCGGUGAAGCUUCUCAACCCCAGCUACAUUUAUGACGUUCCCCCAGAUUUCGUCGUUCCCUUGAGUGAGGUCACGUGUGAGACAGGAGAGACCGCUGUUCUUCGAUGUCGUGUUUGCGGCCGCCCCACAGCCUCGAUCACCUGGAAGGGCCCCGAACACAAUACCUUGAACAGCGACGGCCACUACAGCAUCUCCUACAGUGACUUCGGAGAGGCCGCUCUGAAGAUCGUGGGAGUGACCACGGACGAUGACGGCAUCUACACGUGCAUUGCGGUGAACGACAUGGGCUCCGCCUCGUCCUCGGCCAGUCUUAGGGUGCUAGGUCCAGGGCGUGAUGGCAUCGUGGUGACCUGGAAGGACAACUUUGACGCCUUAUACAGCGAAGUGGCCGAGCUUGGCAGGGGCAGGUUCUCUGUCGUCAAGAAAUGUGAUCAGAAGGGAACCAAGCGAGCAGUGGCCACCAAGUUUGUGAACAAGAAGUUGAUGAAACGCGACCAGGUCACCCACGAGCUGGGAAUCCUGCAGAACCUCCAGCACCCGCUGCUGGUGGGCCUCCUGGAUACCUUCGAGACAUCCACCAGUUAUGUCCUAGUGUUGGAAAUGGCGGACCAGGGGCGUCUCCUGGACUGUGUGGUGCGCUGGGGGAACCUCACGGAAGGGAAGAUCAGGGCGUACCUGGGGGAAGUGCUGGAAGCCGUGAGAUACCUUCACAACUGCAGGAUCGCGCACCUGGACCUGAAGCCCGAAAACAUCCUGGUGGAUCAGAGUGCAGCCAAGCCCACCGUCAAGCUGGCCGACUUCGGCGACGCCGUGCAGCUCGGCACCACCUACCACAUCCACCAGCUGCUGGGGAGCCCCGAGUUCGCCGCCCCCGAGAUCAUCCUGGGCAACCCCGUCUCACUGACCUCGGACACGUGGAGCGUGGGGGUGCUCACCUAUGUGCUGCUGAGCGGCGUGUCCCCCUUCCUGGACGACAGCACGGAAGAGACGUGCCUAAACAUUUGCCGGCUGGACUUCAGCUUCCCAGAUGAUUACUUCCACGGCGUGAGCCACAAGGCCAAGGAGUUCGUGUGUCUCCUCCUGCAGGAGGACCCGGCCCUACGGCCCUCGGCGGCGUUGGCCCUGCAGGAGCCGUGGCUGCAAGCGGGCCACGGCCAUGGCACGGGGGUCCUGGACACGGCCAGGCUGACUUCGUUCAUUGAGCGGCGCAAACACCAGAACGACGUUCGACCCAUCCGGAGCAUGAAAAACUUCCUACAGAGCAGGCUCGGGCCUCGAGUCUGAGCGGAGCUUGCAGUUUUGUCUCUCAUUCUCUUUCACCUGCCAAAAAAAUCAGCUGUUAAUCUGAACUCUGAGGAGAAAACCACCAACCAUCCGACUGAGAACUGCCGUCUAUUGAUCGUGUGACAGGGCUGAUCCCAGAGAGCCCGGGAGGGGCUCGGCCACCCCGCUGCGGGGUGGACAGGCCUCCUCCUCUCUCGCUGUGUCAGUCUUUGAUUCAGGUUUCUGCAAAAAAAAUAAAUAAAUAAAUAAGAUUUUAAAAAAUUAAAAAAAAAAACUUUUUUAAAGGAACACAAAUAGGAUUUUGCAAAUUUACCAUUUUUUUUCCAAGAUGAAUUCAAGGAAACGCAAUGCCUAUGUUCAACCACUGAUGUUCACGAAGUGAACCAAGGGCCCUCUGUCUCUGGGAUGGACCCACCCUCCAAAGGGCCCAGAGCAAAGGGGUGGGGGGGCCAGGAGAAGCUUCUGGAACGUGCAUCCAACCUCAGACUUCUGCAUAGGAACAGAAUGAAUGGUUUUUGCUCUGAUGAAAUGUAGGCCUUACUUGUAAAUAGACUGGCCCUGCCUUCCAUCUUUUAUCACCCCUUCUAGCCUCCCUCCCCACCGCGGUGGGGGGGAAGGGGUGACCUGGGAGGGAGGAGGUGCCGGGCUCAGAGGGCCCCACCUCCCCCCUCCCUCCAAGCCGUCAAUCAGAUUUUUUUUGUGCAGUACCGUCAAACGGAAGUACUGUAAACGCACUCCUUGGGGAGUUUUUUGGGGGGUUUUAUUUCCUAUCAUGUGCAAUGUUGUGGCUUUAACAUUUUAUGCAACUAUUUAUGAAGACCUCUGUUGUACCUGUAAUAAAUACAUAGAAAAAGCA